Molecule: messenger RNA, 986 nt
Organism: Bombus pascuorum
Lineage: Eukaryota; Metazoa; Arthropoda; Insecta; Hymenoptera; Apidae
Product: pyridoxine/pyridoxamine 5'-phosphate oxidase
Exons: 6
Coding region: 144-908 (254 amino acids)
Biological process (GO): pyridoxal 5'-phosphate biosynthetic process; pyridoxine biosynthetic process
Molecular function (GO): pyridoxamine phosphate oxidase activity; FMN binding
Source: RefSeq, a predicted model, not a curated record
GCAUUUGUCGCGGAUCGUCGAUGGUGAAUAUGCAUGGGUGAUAUGUAAUGUUUCUAUAUCUAUCUCCGGUGGUGUCACGAAGGAACUUGUGCGCAGAGUCAAGAUAGGAGUAGUGGGAGAUUUUAAGUAGAGUUGCUAUAUAAAUGCACUUCAGUUGCAUGGCAGACAUUGGUCCAGUGAAUACGUUGUUACGACGCGCGAUAGCGUGUAGACAGAUUGGAAUUAACCGGCUCGGUGGCAUUAGAAAUAUGGAAUCGAAGAAAACGUUGGAACCUUCGGACCUGGCAAAAAUCGAAGAGGUAGUCGAUCACCCGGUCAAUUUAUUCCGGAUUUGGCAAAAUGAGGCACGCAGAUACAACGCAACACUUGUGAACGUUUGCUGUUUGUCUACUACUUCGAAAGAUUGUAAGGUGUCUGCUAGGAACGUCGUUCUACGAGAUUUCGAUAACGAUGGUUUUGUAAUUGUAACGGACAGUAGGAGUAAAAAAGUCGAUAAUAUAAACAAUGUUCCGUACGUUUCCAUGUGCUUCGUAUGGUAUCACGUAAACGAACAGCAGCAAAAAAUCAUGAAACAAGUGAGAAUAGAAGGUACCAUGAAGAGAUUAGAGAGAAAAAGUUUCGAGCAUCUCUACGAAAAAGAGCCUCUGUUUUGCAGGAUACGAUCCCAUAUAUGCAAUCAAGGAUGCCAAGUCAAUUGGGAAGAACUCAAGCAAAAACACGAUGAAGUAUUAGACUCGCAUCGUAGAGGGGAAAAUAAUUUACCGAUGCCGGAUCACUUCGUUGGAUAUAAACUGUUUCCGACGAUGAUGGAAUUUUAUUUCGGGCGGGAUUAUUUUAUAGCCGAUCGUCUUUUAUAUCAGAAAAGUGCAUCGGACGAUUCCUGGGAGUAUCAUCAUAUAGCUGCAUAAUACAUUAAAUCGAUGACAAUCACGAUCUUUUUCUAUAUAUUUUGUAAUAAGAUUUUAAAGCAAUUAUUUCAAACAUUA